AUGAGGUCCAUUUCCCUCGCAAGCUGCGUAGCAGCUCUAGUAACAUUCGCCGCUGCCGAAUUAAACCUCUCCGAACCAUUGCUGUCCAAGCAAGUGCUCCCCAGCACCUUCGCACCACCCCAGGUAUUCAAGAAUGCCAAUCUAGUCCGCACCACCAAUCUCGACAAGGCCUACCCAAGGGAGACGAUCAAUGUCAUUAUCCAAAACAUUGAUUCAAAAGCGCAGUCGGAAUACUAUCUUCCCUUCGACUCUGCCCUGCUGUCAAAGGUUGGCGGACUCGAGGUGAGGGACAAGAAGGCGGCUGAGAAGGGUACCUUCAAAGUUGAUGUUGUUGGCUUUGAUGCGGAAAGCUCGGUUGAGUUCUACAAGAUCCACCUCCCCGAACCUCUCGCACCCAACGCCCAGCAGACUCUCAGCAUCUCCUACUCAAUCCUCUCCUCCCUCAAGCCGGUUCCCGCCCAGCUCCCUCAGACAGCGAAGCAGUACCUGCAAUACGACUUCAGCGCAUACGCACCCUCCGCCUACUUGACCGAGAAGCAGCGCACCAAGGUCAAGUUCCCCAACAACGAUGUGCCAGACUACACCUCUCUCCCCGCCGAGCUCAAUGACGAGAACAAGGCCGACCCGCAGAAGCAGGGCUCCACCUUUACAUAUGGAGUUUACAACAAUGUGCCAGCUGGCGCUCAACAGCCCGUAAGCGUGCGCUACGAAUUCACAAAGCCUGUGACACACGCCACGCGCCUAGAGCGCGAUGUCGAAGUCUCGCAUUGGGGCGGCAACUUGGCCUUUGAGGAGAGGUACUGGCUCGAGAACCAGGGCGCCGGACUUAAGAACCACUUUUCGCGCGUCGAGUGGCAGAGACAAUCUUACAUGAACCCACCUACUUUUGCUGUCAAGGGUCUUGUCCUUCCUCUGGCUCCUGGAUCUGUCGACCCCUACUUCACUGAUGACAUCGGUAACGUCUCUACCUCCAGGUUCCGCCCUGGCAACAAGGAGGCUCUGUUGGAGUUGAAGCCCAGGUACCCCAUCUUCGGAACCUGGAAGUACAGUUUCCGUGUUGGUUGGAACGCCGAUCUGUCCACAUACCUGCGCAAGCUCUCAACUGGCGAUACUUAUGUGCUCAAGGUUCCUUUCCUCGAGGGCCCCCGCGCUGGUGAGGGCAUCUCCUACGGUCGCGUCAGCCUCCGCAUCAUCCUCCCUGAGGGCGCUACCAAUGUCAAGUUUUCGACCACUGUUCCCAUUGUAGCCAACGAGGUCACACUGCACAAGACCUUCAUGGAUACUCUGGGUCGCACUGCACUGACUUUGACAUCCAUCAACUUGGUAGAUGAGUUCAGAGACCGCGAUGUCAUUGUCACUUAUGACUACCCCUGGAUUGCGGGAUACAGGAAGCCCAUUGUCAUCACUCUGGGCAUGUUUGCUGUAUUUGCCGUUACCUGGGUUUUGGGCAGCAUCGAUACCAGCAUUGGCAAGAAGAAGACGGCGUAA
This is a messenger RNA of Bipolaris oryzae ATCC 44560, 1488 nucleotides long. RefSeq lists its product as uncharacterized. The transcript has 2 exons. NCBI's taxonomy places the organism in Eukaryota, Fungi, Ascomycota, Dothideomycetes, Pleosporales, Pleosporaceae. Bases 1 to 1488 code for a protein of 495 amino acids. Gene Ontology annotation, cellular component: oligosaccharyltransferase complex; membrane. The record is from RefSeq and is a predicted model, not a curated record.